GCUUGCAUUAUGCCGCAGCGGCGUGCGGCAUUACGGCGAUUGCCGUUGUGAGUUAAGCCUAAGGCUUGGGUAUGCCACAGCGGCAAGAAGGCUUGCUUAAACAUAGGUGGGCGCUGUGGGCGAUGGGGAUAUAAAGACGUGAUGCCUCUUCUCGCAACGAACUCGGUCCAUCUCACGUCUUCCGCAAAAUCACCCAGUACUCGCCUACAUUUGUCCAGCUCUCGCUCUGCACCACAUCUCGCAGAGUCACACCUACUCUCUCACACUCCAACUUCCGAGACAACAGUUAUGAAUGUCGCCUUUGCCAUUCUCUGCCUUUUUGUCACCACCGGGCUUGCUGCACCUAUACCAAACAUCUUUGACGACAUCGGCAGCGCCAUAUCUGGCGCAGUCUCCGACCCCGCAGGCACCCUCAUGAGCGCUGUCAAUGCCCUCAACGGUGUAGACCCUGGCGUGCGUGCCGCUUUCUCUGCUACGCAACAGAUUGUAAAGGUUUCUGUCUCUGAAUUGCAAGCUGAGGCGGAAGCUGCUGCGCAAGCUGCUGUUCCCGUUGCAGAGGAUGCUGGACUGACUGCUGCACAAGCUGUUGGAAUGACUGCGCCUGGGGCAGCUGUGGAAAUGGCGGUGUUGUCGCCGGAACUGGCGGCACAAGUGGUAGCGCCGGAGGCAGCGGCAGAGGCGGCCGUACUUCCGGAAGCAGUAGAGGCGGCGGUGCUGGUGGGAUAAUGUAUCGUUUUAGUGAAUCUUAGUUUUCCACAAUUUGUUUAUAUGUAACCCUUCCACAAUUUGUUUAUAUGUAACACAUGAGAUCAAAACUUGGAACUUGCGUG
Molecule: messenger RNA, 830 nt
Organism: Fimicolochytrium jonesii
Lineage: Eukaryota; Fungi; Chytridiomycota; Chytridiomycetes; Spizellomycetales; Powellomycetaceae
Exons: 2
Coding region: 142-726 (194 amino acids)
Source: RefSeq, a predicted model, not a curated record